GCGAGUCGCUCCGUUCUCUUGGGUGACAUGAAGACAAACGAGUGACAAAGACAGCAAGCGGCGGUAGCAGAAGCAGCGGCGGCAGCGGUAGCCGUACGCCAAGGUAAGGCCGCGCGCGCACCGCUCCAUCCGGCUCCGCUGACGUCCACCUGCCGCUCGUUCGUCAACUAAUUGGAUCUUUGAUGAAUUAAAACUGAUUGAACUCAAUGACGACCCCACGAUAGGGGAGUUUCAAACUAAGGCCCGGGGCUAAUAAUGGAUCACGUCGUCUCCUUCGUUAGGUUUUUGUUUAAUUGCGUUUCACGCGACUCGAGUCGGUAGACGUCCGUCUCGUCGCGAACGGCGUGACGCGUCUAUGCCGAUUUUUGGACGGAAAAACCCGGAGGCGCACCGAAGACAGUCGCGUUGACGUUGUGUGCAGGAUCGCAGGCUCGUCAUUGGCUGGAGGAGUGGGCGUGGCUUCUCACGAGUGGUAGACCUGCGGAAGCAACAUGAGACUGAGGGCCCUCCUGGUGCUUCUGACCAGCACCACCGUUCUUGCCGGCGACAAAACGGACGCGUGCGGCGGGCGAGACUGCACCACCUGUCGAUGCUUUCCGGCCAAGGGAGGGAGGGGGUCUCCGGGUGCUCUCGGGCGUCAGGGCCCCCAGGGACCCCCAGGCUUCCCGGGCCCUCAAGGUCCUCCGGGAGAGAAAGGCAAGCGAGGAGAUGAAGGCCCAGCAGGCGCUUCGGGACCAAAGGGAGACACGGGAACUGUUGGCGUUCCUGGAUUCCCCGGUUUAGAAGGAGUUCCGGGGCAUCCGGGCGCAGCCGGUGAGCCCGGGCUUCCAGGUGUGGACGGAUGUAACGGGACCAGAGGAAAGCAGGGAGUUCCCGGCCUACCUGGACAGCGAGGCCCUGACGGAGAAGCGGGUUUUCAAGGACCGAAGGGAUUUCCAGGAGAGCCGACAUUCUUCUUCCUGGACUACCCUGGAGCGCCUGGAGAGGCCGGACUCGGGGGACUUCCCGGUCUGUCGGGUGGACAGGGUCCCAGAGGUUUGAGUGGAGUCGCGGGUCCUCUUGGCCCUGAUGGCGUAAAUGGUCUUCCUGGCCUGCCAGGUUCCAGAGGAUUACCUGGUGACCGAGGCCGAUCGGUGCAGGGCUCGAAAGGAGACGAGGGAGAUCAAGGCCUCCAGGGCCCCCCGGGACCAUUUGAGGUCGUAGACCUCCCAGAGGACUAUUACAUCAAAGGAGAGAAGGGAGUGGCGGGGCCGAAAGGGGCGUGUGGACCACCAGGCCUGCCGGGGCUGGAUGCUCUUCCUGGCAUCAAGGGAGAGAAGGGGAUCGUCGGCCCUCCCGGACUUAGGGGACUCCCUGGACGUCCUGGGCGACCAGGUUGCAAAGGAGCCAAGGGCGCUGUAGGAAUCCCUGGUCUUCCGGGUCUGAUCGGACAAGAAGGUCCAAAGGGCAUGAUCGGAGACCCCGGUCCUAAAGGCCUCCCUCAGGAAAUUGUCAUCACCCAUUCGGGUGACGUCGGAGAUCCGGGGUCUCCUGGACCGACGGGACCUCCGGGUGAUCGCGGCUUCAUUGGAUCACAAGGGCCUCGCGGAUCCCCCGGUAGAUCCGUACUAGGACCACCAGGUGCGGUGGGACCAGUGGGGACCCCGGGAAGCAGAGGAGACAAAGGAGAACCGGGGCAGUUUUUCACAGAUCAAACUUUUCCCGGGGAAGUCGGAAGUCCAGGGAGCCUCGGACCCAGAGGCCAAAAAGGACAACCGGGAAGGCCGGGCUAUUACUGCCUUCCCGGCGUGCCAGGAGAACCCGGAGAACCUGGUGAACGGGGACCUUCGGGGCCCUCGGGAAUUCAAGGAUUCAAAGGUCGCCAAGGUGAAUGCUCCUGUGGCCCCACUGUUGUGCUGAGGGGAGCCCCGGGCCCAGCCGGGGAGCCCGGGUCGGCAGGCGAUCAAGGGUCCCCUGGAGCUCAGGGACCAAGAGGGGACAAAGGCUUCACGGGAGACACCGGAGCAGCGGGACAACCGGGUCUGGGUGGCCUACCUGGUUUCAAAGGGUUCAAAGGUCAAAAAGGAGACUUCAUUGUGGUGGAAAUUAAAGGUGAGAAGGGCGAAAGGGGUGAGCUGGGUGUUGCUGGUAGACAAGGUUUCCCUGGGAGAGCAGGACAGGAUGGAGUCCCUGGACUCCCUGGAAGCCCUGGACCUCAGGGAGACAGUUACUCCGGUCCUCCAGGGGACCGAGGUCUUCCGGGUCUCACUGGCCCCAAGGGACUAAUUGGACCACCUGGCCCCCAGGGAUCAGGUGUAGUUGGAGCAAUUGGAGACCGGGGGUUUCCAGGGGCCCCGGGGCCUCCGGGAUUCCCUGGAUUCCCUGGUCUGAAAGGUGUUCAAGGCGAAACACUUCCUUGUGUACCCAGAAACCCAGGAGCCCCAGGACAGAAAGGGGAAGCUGGAGACACAGGCCCCGUAGGACUUCCUGGUUCUCCUGGUUUCAAUGGAUUCACAGGACCCGAUGGACCUAAAGGAGAGAAGGGACUGUCUGGACUUCCCGGUCCGGCUGGACUAGCAGGACCUCCAGGUUUAAUUGGUGAUCCUGGAGAUGAAGGACCUGAAGGAUUCAGUUUUGCUGGAGAACCAGGCUCUCCAGGUGCACCUGGAAUUCCUGGACUGAGAGGACCUGCAGGAGAGUCUUACGUGGGGACCGCGGGGCCCAUUGGCUUUCCAGGGCUAGCGGGCUCUCGGGGACCUAAAGGAGUCCCAGGUGAAGCUGGCAACCAGGGUUUCCAAGGAGUUCCAGGUCUGCCCGGGGUUCCGGGACCAAAAGGCCAGAGAGGCCAGGAUGGCGCACCGGGCAACAUUGGUCCCCCCGGCCCAGUCUAUAAUCAGUGCCAAAAAGGAGAAGCCGGUCCCACGGGCCCUCCUGGUCCACAAGGACCCAUUGGCCCCUCAGGAUGUGCAGGAGAGAAAGGUGAUCCGGGCCAAACAGGAUUGCCGGGUUAUGGCCCACGAGGCCCUAUGGGUAAAGCAGGUUCUCCUGGAAUUCCUGGCUAUCCAGGGCUUCCGGGGCCCCCGGGUCUCAGUGGAGACUCUGGAUUUGCAGGGAGGGAUGGCCAAAAAGGUCUGACGGGACCUCUCGGUCAGAAGGGUGUCCAAGGGGUCGGAGGCUUGAUCGGGUUCCCAGGUUACCCUGGGAGGAAGGGAGAGCAUGGUCCUAACGGACAAGAUGGCAGGCCAGGAUGUCAAGGUCCUAAAGGAGAAGCGGGCUGUAAAGGGUAUCCAGGACCCCCUGGAGACACGCUAGGUGUCCCCAUCAAAGGCACGAGAGGAAAAGCGGGUCCCCCCGGUGUCAACGGUUUCCCUGGUGCACGAGGAAAUAAGGGCGGACGAGGUAUUGCGGGCAGGCCCGGGUACCCGGGUGCCGAUAUGCCUCCCGGCAUCAAGGGUCCCCCGGGUCCGCCUGGGUCUUUGGGCAAACGUGGACUUUCAGGAGGAACCGGGCAUCCCGGACCUUCCGGUUUCCUCGGCUUUCCCGGAGAAACGGGAGACUUGGGUGACCCAGGAUCCCCAGGCAGGUCUGGUGAACGCGGUCGACAAGGACGUUCUGGCUCCAAAGGCGAUCGAGGAGAGUCUCGACGGAGAUCCGGUUUACCUGGGGAUAAGGGGCCUCCUGGAGACUCUGGGCCUCCAGGUCCUACUGGACCUCGAGGUGACCCGGGACCAACGGGUUUCAUCGGAGAGCCGGGCCAGAUGGGCUCGAAAGGAGAUCUGGGACAACCCGGGGAGCAGGGACCACCGGGUGUCAUUGGGCCCCCAGGUGCCAGAGGUCGCCCAGGCAUUCCGGGUCUUCCUGGUAACGCGGGUGCCGACGGUCCCCCUGGACCACAAGGCAUCUUGGGACAUCGAGGUCCUCCCGGACCACUGGGACUUCACGGCCUUGAUGGACUGAAAGGGGUCAAAGGAGACAUUGGCACCAGGGGUCUGAAUAUUCCAGGUUCUCAGGGUUCUCAAGGCCUUCCAGGAGAUAAAGGCUCUCCUGGUCCUCCAGGUCCGCCGAGUUCAUCACAGCCUGGACCUCCGGGACCCAGAGGCUCUGCAGGAUCCAGAGGGCCACAGGGACCACUCGGUCCUUCAGGUGAACCUGGACCAGACUGCCAAGGUCCUCCAUCAGGGAUUUUGGGAGAUCCUGGUGAACCCGGAGAGGAUGGAGUGCCAGGUUUCCCCGGAGACUUGGGGGAGUCUGGUCCUAACCUUCCGGUGCCUGGCGAUGAUGGGGACAACGGAGAUGACGGGUGCGUUGGUCCUAAGGGAGAAGAAGGACUCCCGGGGCCCGUAGGACAAACUGGCGUAGCUGGAAUUCCAGGGUUCACAGGUGAGCGGGGCUCUCCGGGACUGAUGGGAAUACCAGGAAAUCCGGGCCCCAGAGGUUUUCCGGGACCGAUUGGACCUCUCGGUUGUAAGGGCUCUACCGGUCCGGCGGGUCCAAAGGGAGAGAUGGGCAGAGUUUUUCCUUGCCCUUCUUACCCUUCACCCCCACGUGGUGCUCCUGGAGUUCCUGGGCCUCCCGGUUUACCAGGAAAUCCUGGUUUUCUCGGAGAAAGUGGCUUCCAGGGACUCAAAGGUAAGAAGGGGGACGCCGGCUGUGUGGGGCAACAAGGCUCUCGAGGGCCACCGGGUCCCGAUGGAGAACCGGGUCGACGAGGUCCGGAAGGGGAGAAUGGUGCGGCGGGGGACAAGGGUGACCCCGGUCGGACCGGGGAUCGCGGACCUCCCGGACCGUCGCGAGCCGUCAACGCCGGCUUCCUGACGGUCAUACACAGCCAGUCCAAAGAAAUCCCGCCGUGUCCGCGGGGGAUGCGUCUUUUGUGGCUGGGAUAUAGUCUCUUGUACCUGGAAGGCCAGGAGAAGGCGCACACUCAGGACCUUGGUCAGGCGGGCUCGUGCAUGCGCGUCUUCUCCACCAUGCCCUUCGCCUCCUGCAACACGGGAGCGUGCUCGUACGCCGGCCGCAACGACAAAUCCUAUUGGCUGUCGGCGGCCGCCGCCGUGCCGGCCCUGCCGGUGGGCGGGGAAUCCAUCCGCGAGCAUAUCAGCCGCUGCGCCGUUUGCGAGGCGCCCUCCGCCCCCGUGGCGUUGCACAGCCAGUCCGCCGUCCGCCCGCAGUGUCCCCCAGACUGGGCCAGCCUGUGGACCGGCUACUCAUUCCUCAUGCACACGGGCGCCGGCGACGAGGGCGGCGGCCAGUCGCUGACGUCGCCGGGAAGCUGCCUGACGGACUUCCGGCCUCAGCCAUUCGUGGAGUGCCAGGGACCGCGAGGGACGUGCCACUACUUCGCCAACAUCUACAGCUUUUGGCUCAGCACGCCGGCGGCCGACGCCGUGACCGCCGAGGUCGGCCGGCAGAGGGCCAACAUCGGCCGCUGCAACGUCUGCAUCAAAGUGGCCCCUCCGCCGUGACCCCGAAACCACAUCUUUUGGAGUUCCUGUCCCCGGUCGCUCCAUUGCGCUUUCCUUUUGACUUUCGAGCCAACGUAGCAAAUGGGAAUCGACGACGUCCGAUCUGUUUGGACCUAAGACAAACUUAUAUCUGAAUGAUUGGGAAAAAAAACGUCUUUUUUUUACUGAUACGAUUCAAUAUUUUCAGACAAUAAAAAAACACCGUUCACAGAUGAAUGAAAAAGCAUAUUUUUUUAUUCUCAGAUUCAUCGAUCAAUAAAAUAUGAAUUAUUUUUUGGGGGCGAUUCAUCGUUUCACUCGUGAGUCCAACAAUCGCAACCGAUGCUAGAUACGCUACAGGUUCGCUAUUUCCACUGCGACACGCAGUAAGCUGAAUUCUACUGGGGUUGUGACCAUACUUUAGGAUGGUUAUCCAUACGCCAAGACUCAUUACACCGUUUUAUAAUAAAGUAGCCAGCAGGUUUGCCACUAUAGUCGAUCGCAAUGCUAGUGUGACUAGCUUGCGGCAAAUAUUUUUUGAAUGUACAUAGUUAAUUAUGAUUAUAUUGUGUGAGCAACAUAUGUGGUUAUGAAGCCUGCUGUUUUCAAGGUCAGGAGCAAAAAAAACAAUUAGCACCCCUCCCAUAGACGAUGGUAACUUACGUACUCACAUUGUUAUGUUCACUUGUGUGCAUUAUGUAGCCUUUUCUGCUCAGUCAAAGCAAUCAUGCAUUCACAUUCUGGUUAGAUUUAAAGAGCAUAUGACACCAGAAAAAAGUCUUAAAUGGCAUUAUUAUGUGAAUUAGAAUCAUAUUUUGAGACGAUUCGACUAUAUACAACAAUUUAGCAAAGCGCAGAUGACGAGAAAUUAGUCUUUUAAUCUGCCGGUUAGCCACGCCUACCAUUAUAGACCCUACCCACGUGACGUCAC
Messenger RNA from Corythoichthys intestinalis (scribbled pipefish), 6354 nucleotides. It is a transcript of the gene col4a4, whose product is annotated as collagen, type IV, alpha 4. The coding region runs from base 492 to 5444 and encodes 1650 amino acids. The transcript is spliced from 46 exons. Gene Ontology annotation, cellular component: collagen trimer. The record is from RefSeq and is a predicted model, not a curated record. NCBI's taxonomy places the organism in Eukaryota, Metazoa, Chordata, Actinopteri, Syngnathiformes, Syngnathidae. Gene Ontology annotation, molecular function: extracellular matrix structural constituent conferring tensile strength. Gene Ontology annotation, biological process: extracellular matrix organization.